CUCUUUCUCUCCCUCUCUCUCUCUCUCCAUUUCUCUCUCUUUCUGUAAAAUUUGUCAAGGUCGACCUAGUUUGUUCCCAGGCUACUAAGACUAAUGCUUAUUUUCCCUCUGUUGGAGUACCAACUCAAUACAUUGGGCCUCACGCCCGCCCCCUUACUCCCUAAACAAAACUCAUCAGUAAUCAUUUUAGACAUAAAAAGCCAUUGCCUCCUCAUUCAGACAUCACCAAAGGGGCUGCGGAUCCUUCUGAAACAAGGAGAUAUCUGUGUGCAGGAGCCCCUGAAUCAGAGAUACUUGCUCCCUGACCACAAGUAUAAUGAGGACCCUGCUUCUGCUGUCGGCUGUCUUGUGCUCCUGCACUCCGCUGGGAAUGGCUUUUGUUCUGCUGUCUUCCCAAGAGCUUCCGUCGGGAACGUCCGUCCCUCCCAUCUCCAGUGCGCCCACGGUCACUAUGUCCAGCUGCAAGGACCAGCUGCUGCAGGAUGUCAAAGAGAUGCUGCUGGAUGCUUUAAACCUGGAGCAGGCCCCCCGCAUCAAUAUAAAAGGCAUGAGCCAGAUCACGGCUGCUUUGCGGACAGAACUGAGUGCCAUUUCACAAAAUUCAGAUCACUCUGCUGUGGAAAAGACAGGCCCAGGGUUUUUGAACUCGACAGCAGAGAACGACACACAGAGAGCAAAGACCGAGCCUCACUGCUGCCAGAUCACAUCACAAAUCUUUAUCACAGAUCUGGGUUGGGAGUCGUGGAUUGUUUAUCCAGAGAGCUUCAACUACACUCAGUGUGAGGCCUGCAACCACGGCAGAAGCAGGACCUGGCAACACUGCAGGCAGGGAGGCCCCUCAGCCAAACAUCACGUCCCAAAGGUUAAGUGCUGCUCUGCUGUGGAAGAGCUCUGGCUUCGCUUUGUCUACAUUGAUGAAGACUCUCCUCUGGUGAUCAGCAAUGUACCCCUAACACAGAAGUGUGGCUGCCCGCUAGACCGAGACGCAGAGUAGAAGAAUCAAAGCAGCCCCUGUUAGCCCCACUGAAUCUUCAUUGCAUUGUUCCCACGAGUUCCCAUCUUUUUAAAGUCAGUACAGUGUCUGGGUAUUUGAUUGUCUGUGUGUAUUUUAUUUUAUUUUUUAAUUAUUAUUUUCAAAGAAUUUUGAGCUGGAUGUUGUCCUCGCUCUAAUGGCAAUGAAGAAAGGGUUUCUGAUCUUUUUCGCUAAUAUCUGGUAACAAUGGGUUGUAAUAAAAAUCACCAAAAAUGAAACAAUUAAAACACUGAAACGCAUAGGUCUUCACGAAAUCUCGGAACCAAAAUAUGUUUUAUGACAUUUUGAUACGCAGUAUAUCACAAAAUGAUGCUUUCAGACAUUAUGGUCAAGCUGCAUACUUUAUACUAGUUUACAGAUGUAGGGCUGUAUAUAUAAACUUGUUUGUAUCAUGGUGUUUUUUGGGGGAUGAAAUUGUCAUGCUUUUAUUUAGUUUUUAUCUUACCUGUGAUGUAUAAACCUGUCUUGUUUCGUUAGUGGCCAACGUAAGAAAUUGUGAAGGAAUACUGAACAGCAAUAUGGAGCUUCAUCAUACACAGCUUGCUUUGUUAGCAUAUAUUAGGUGAGGUGAGAUUGAGCUACUUGAUCGACACAGGACCAUUUUCAUAGUCACAUACAACUUCGCUUCCAAGUUUGUAUAACGCUGUGUGUUCUCAAAUGCCAUGGUGUAUGUUUUUUGGUGCUUGGGCUUUGAAUGCAUUUCAAUGGGAUCAUCGUUCCUGUACAGCCUAAAAAACCCUACCAUGUUUGAUCAUAAAUGAAAAACCCAACACCUAUUUAAUAUUGACACAGGGACUGCAGAGGCUAUUAUAAUGAGUGAGAUGGCCAUAUGUAUUAUGGUGUGUGUAGCACAUUUAUAUCAAACUGCUCCUUAAAAUAAUUUACAAUGA
Molecule: messenger RNA, 1923 nt
Organism: Acipenser ruthenus (sterlet)
Lineage: Eukaryota; Metazoa; Chordata; Actinopteri; Acipenseriformes; Acipenseridae
Exons: 5
Coding region: 317-994 (225 amino acids)
Biological process (GO): BMP signaling pathway; SMAD protein signal transduction
Cellular component (GO): extracellular region
Molecular function (GO): cytokine activity; growth factor activity
Source: RefSeq, a predicted model, not a curated record